GUAAGUAGCUUUCAAACACAUCAGUUGAGUUUUCAGCGCAAUUUUGGAAAUUUUAAGAAAUUCAGCAAGGAUUUGGGAACAUUCGGGUUUUUGUAAUAAUUUUUGGAGAUUUUGAGUGUAAUUUUGGGGUUAUAGGGAAGAAAGAUUUAUAGUGAUGGUAUUGAUAAUGGUUGUUGUCAGGGUAGCUUUGCAGGAAGACCUUGGAGAGUGCCCGGAUGGGUUCUAUGGUCAGGACUGAAUACCGUGACAUAGUUCAUGAAAGACCUGUAGUGAUCAGGAGAGUUGUGAUACAUGAGAGGAUUAUAUGUUCAAGGAUGAGACGAGUUCUCUUUGAACCUUUUGAGAUAGAGGGAGUUAUUAUGAUGAAGUUAUUAGUGAAUGACAAAGUUGAUUAAGCUCCUGCCAUCAUCAAUGAAUGCAUAGAGAUGAAUGUCUUCAGUGCGAUCCUGAUAUGCUGUUGGAUAUAGACACAUUGCAAUGAGUGUCUGAAUGAGGUGAUAAUAAGUUUUUACUGAAUUCAUCACAGAUCACCAUGGGUCGCGUGUGAAGGAGUAAUAGUAUUUAUGUGGACCCUGAAAGCGACAAAGCUGUUGAGUUCGGAACGCUUGAAUAUCCAUAUCGUACGAUGCAAGCAGCUACAUCAGAGAUACUGAAUCAUUAUAGCCAUAGUGACUCCAACAUCACAAUCUAUACAAAAGAUUGCUAUCUAAAAAUUGACACUUUUUAUGUUAUGAACAUGACAUCUUUAAGCAUAAUAAACCACCCAGACUACCAACUAAUGCAAAGGAACGCCAAAAUCCAAAUCUCCACUUUCUCCCAAGCUGGCAUCUCUUCAAAAUCAACUCUCCACCUGCUCACGCACACCUCAGCCUCCCCCACCUCCCUCAUCACCAAAGGCCACUACACACCCUCCGAAAUAUCCUCCCUGACCAGCACAUACUUCUGCUUCUUAAUCUCCAGGUCGAACUUCUCCCUAAACCACAUCGACAUCUCCGCCUCCAAAGUCAAAAACUGAAUCAUCGCUUCAUAUCUCCAGGCCAGCACCAUCACUCUCAAAAAUAUAAACUUUGCAAGCACUGGUAAUGGGAUUAUGAGUACAGAUCCAUUGGGUCUUUAUUUGGAGAAUAUUGUUGUUGACACUUCGUUCACCACGAGGUUUGUUCAUACACUUGGCACCAACUGCAAUUACCCUGAAGCAAACACUACAAAUCCAGUCUUUGCGAAGAACAUAAGCCAGAUCAACUCUACAUCAAACUUUGCAUAUGGUAGAAUUAUUGGGUCUGGUUUGCCAGGAAAUCAUACGAUCCAGGAUAUCGACUGCACCAAGCAUUCCUCGAAUGGACUUGAUGGCUUCGCUUGUCUCUCUUACAUCUUGUUUCAAACCUGAAUUCCUCAGGACUACUUGCAGGCUAUAAUGCAGUAUCAAAACAUUACCUUUGAUGCAACUGAGGCUCACUCUAGGGGAGACUUCGUGUUUGGAAUUAACUCAGCAACUGAUUCUGUUCAUUAUCGCAAAUAUGACAUAAGAUACAGUGACUUUGAGUUCAGUAAUUUCAAUCAAGAGUCUCCUUACUCGUUGCAUCUUCAGUUCGGAAUAGGCUCUGAGAAGAACACGCUAUCCAACUUUUACUUUAAGAACAUAUCUAACAGUUUUCCAAUUAUUGAGAACAGAAUCAAUGCUGAAAUUAUUCUACAAAAUUUCACAGUUGAGAACAGUCCAAAUUUGUAUAAGGGUAUAGCGAUGAUUGAUACUCCUGGUCACAUCAAGAUCAUGGAUGUUAAGAUAACUAACUGUAGCGACCAAGGAAAAGACCAUAAACCAGCUAUAGACAUCAUUCCUAGAUCAAGUUCAAAUCUAGUUUUAUCUAAUCUCUGGGUUCAAGAUGUGCAACUUCUAGAUUCUGCGUUGGUAAAUAUCCAAUCAAGACCAGCAAUGAUAUCCCUUCAGAAUUGUAGUCUGACUGACGUCCAGUUUCAUAGUGGAGGGUCUCUAUUCUCCUUUCAUGCAGCUGGAGCUUUUUCUAUUUCCAAUUUUACUUUUGAAAGAGUAAGGCCAGGCUCUUUACUUGAUAUGGACUCUGAGGCAUUCAUAUUCCAAACAAUCUACGUCAAGGAAAUGAGUGUUGGUGAAAUGAAAAACAUUACGAUUGUUGACUCUGCCUUCACGCUAUUCAAAGUAGGCAACAUUCUGAACCUCACUACUGAGCAGAGAACCCUGAGCUUAAGCGAUGUCAGCUAUACUGACACUAAUCUCUUAGUAGAAAGGACGUUGAUUUCUACCAAGAACAUUGAUGGUAAUGCAAAUUUACAAAUAUCUCUUGUCAGGUUGCACUUUAGUAACCUAAAUUUCACUGAAGGUGGAGUUCUGCUUGAUCUACAACACCAGCUUCCCCAAGAAGUCGUUGUUGAAGACUCUUCAUUCAAAAAUAUCAGAGCUGGGUCUAUCAGUAUCAUCGGAAGUGCCAACUCAAGAAGUCAAAAGACCAGAGUAUUAUUCACUCGAUGCAUAUUUGAAGAGUUGCACAUUUCAUUAAAAUCUUUCCUAUUUGGAGAGCAAAAUGCGAUAAUAGGAGUUUCACAAAGUUCAUUCUUAGGCAUCACCUCAAGCCUUAAAACUUCUAGGAUCAUUAGUGCUGAGAACACAGUCACAAUGAAUCUAGAUUCUGUGAUAUUUAGAGAAAACUCAGGUGUCAAAGGAGCUCUGAUCCUCGUUUCGACUGAAUCAUUUCUUUCAUGAAACAACUGAACCAUAACAAAUAACUUUUCAAUCAGACGUGGACUGUUUGGAGUGGAAUCAUUUGGAAUCAUUGAGAUAUCAAAUAGUAAAAUCUAUGACAAUUACGGAAUUGAGACCAUACUCGGAACAAUCCUCUUAGGUGUUGAUCCAUCUGUGAUCUCUAAUACAUCAAUUUACAAAAACUCAAUGAUCAAGAAAGAAGAUGUCCUAAAGGAAGUCAAUACUCAAUGAACUUACCUUUGCUUCUUAUCCCUUGAAAUGAAAGAUUACCUGUAUACUACAAACUUAAGUAGCAUAAAUGAGUCAGAAUACUUACUCGAAGUGAUACAGGGAAGUCUCCAAAUUUCAGACUUCACCAGUAUUUCUGACCAAGCUCUAGUCAUAAAAUCGUUCUUGGCAACAGUAACAAUUGUAGAUUCGGCUAUUUCUGGCUUAGUAUUCAAUUCCCCUCCUCUAAAUAUCUUGUCGUCAACUCUGGUUCUCCAGAACUGUACGGUCGAAGAUAUUGAUGAUCUGAGCGAACGCUCCAGUUUGGUAAUAACAAAUUCUGCAAAAGCUAAUAUUACAGAUGUGAGAUAUGCCAAUGCAAACACCCAAAUUCUAAGUGGAUUUAGCUCUGAUAUUUCUAUUGAAGAUGUGAGCUAUGUGAAUGUAUCCACUCCUCAAGACCUCAUUUACAUCUCGUAUUGCACUUCAUUCCUGCUCAGGAAUAUUUCACUUGCUAAUGUUACUGCUGGAGAUAGACGAAUGUUGAUUGUGAACGAUUCUGAGAACAUUAUUGUUGAAGACAUCACUCUUUCUGGGCUCGAUAAAAGAUUUAUAGAGUUUAGAGGCUCAAAUAUAAUAAGAAUAUCAGGCCUCAACAUCUUUGAUGGCAUUCAGGUACUCAGAUUCACUAACUGAAAUGUACAGAUUAUAUCUAAUUCUGAGUUCAGUGGAAAUAUGCGAGAAGGUUCUGGAGGAGUCAUCUCAAUGUUUGACAGCCGAGUUCAUAUAUUCAACACAACUUUUAUCAACAACACCGCUGUUGAAGGAGGAGUUGUCUAUUUCUACUGAAAUGACAACACCAGCUGAUCUCUUGAGAUAGACUCAUGUCACUUUGAAAACAAUACAGCCACAGUUAGAGGAGGUGUUGUUUACUAUAACUAUAACAGGCCUAUUAUCACAGAUAGUGUCUUCUCUGAGAAUUAUGCUCCUUACGGAAACGAAUCUGCUAGCUACGCAGUCAGAAUUAGUCUUCUGAACUCAACAUCAAGUGAAGACAUUGUGCUGGAUAAUAUUGGCCCAGGGAUCAAGAUUGAUACAUCUUUGCAUUUUGCAUUAUUAGACAUGGAUGAUCAAAUUAUGAACUUGCAAAGUGCAAGCACUAUUAUCAUUCAACCAAAGAACUCAUCAAUUUCCUUAAUCCAAGGCACCAAUGUAGUGCUUCUCCAGAAUGGAACUGCUAUGUUUGAUAGCAUCGCAAUGCAGGUUGACAGGAAGUACAAAACAGCUACUUACUUAGUCACAUCGAAAGCAAUCAACAGGGCAAAAGUUGCCAAAGUGUUCGGAACUCCCUUCAGGCCCAUGCAGAUAGUCACCAACUUUAGAGACUGAAAACCAGGAGAACGCAUUGAUGAAGACACUUGCCUAGAAUGCCCAGCAGGCACAUACUCCUUAACAUGGAAUUCAACGGAGUGAUUUCAGUGCGAUAUAAAUGCUGUUUGUCAAGGAGGGAACAAAGUGUCUUUGAAGUCUGGACACUGGAGACAAUUCCAUAACUCUACUAAAAUUGUGGAGUGAAGUAAUAAAGAAGCAUGUCCUGGAGGGUUUUCAGAUGAUACUAUAGUCCCUACCAAAUGAGCCCCAGGCUACACAGGAAACUUAUGAUCUCAAUGAGUGGUAACUGGCAGUACCAAGUAUGAGAGAGUUAAUGAUUUUGAAUGAAGAAAAUGACCGAACCCAGUAAUGAAUGCAAUCCAGGUGAUUGGAAUGAUGAUCAUAGUAUUUGGCUUCUUUGUUCUUAUGGCCGUAAUCAAUGCCAGAAAGAUGAAUGAAAGCUCAAUAUCAGUGCUUCUCAGAAUACUGACGAACUACCUGCAACUUCUGACGGUAUCCACAUCCAUGACUAAUGAUUACCCUUCGAUUAUUAUAUCUAUCUUUGGCCCAGCUAAGACAUUUGGAGGAUCUGCAGGCGUUUUCAUGUCUUUUGAUUGAUUCAUUAGUGAUACUGAGGUGACUGGGCCAUUCGAAUCAAAUGCCAUUUUCAAGCUGUUCUUGUUAGCUUUCUUGCCUCUGGUGCUAUUCUGAGCAGUCAGUAUAAUCUGGUUAAUCCUGUACUUAAUCAAUAGGAAAUGGGUGAAAGAUUUGAAGAGGAGCUUAAUUAUCUCAUUGAUCACAGUUAUCUUCAUUCUACACCCAAAGUUAACAGAGAGAAGUAUCAGUAUAUUCAGGUGAGUAAGCAUUGAUGAAGAUGUCCAGGUUGUUAGCAUAGACACCAAUAUUGGAUGAUACUCUUACACUCACAUCAAAUGGUCUUUGCUCAUUGCAAUGCCUAUGAUCAUUAUCUGGGUGAUAUCAUGUCCAUUAAUCGUCCUAAUUCUUAUUCUCAAGGGAAAGCAUCAAGAUAAGAAUGGAGCAGUCAGGCGAUAUUUUCUAAACAUGUACCAAGGCCUCAAGCCAAAUGCUGUAUAUUGGGAGUUUGUGAAUACGCUCAGGAAGAUCAUCAUCUUGCUUUCCUUGCUGAUGACAAAGACAGUGUCCAUAUUUAUUUCAUUGUCUGUCCUAAUAAUCACAUCAAGAAUACAAAUUAACCUCAAACCUUACAAGAAUGAGGCUCAUUCAAGAGUCGAAUAUUUGGCUGUUAUUAGUGGUGUGUUUGCUAUAGUUACCGCUCUGUUGUAUUCCCAAGCAGUACAGGUUCAAUGGCUCAACGACUGAAUCCUCAUAGUACUGGUCUUUGCGAAUCUAAGAUUUGUAUUUGAAUGGGCAUACCUUGUGCUGAAAAUUUAUAGAGAUAAGCAUGUUGUCAUCCAAACAAUCUUCAAAGUCAUUUCAAAGAUUUUAUGAAAGAAAAAUGGAGUUGAGCAAGAGGAAAAGAAAGAUGAAGAGACCAAUCAGUUACCCCAGACAAGUCAGAUACCUCAUACUAGUCAAUUACCUAGUCCCAGUCAACCUAUUGAAGGAAGGAUUCCAUUGAGAAAGAGAAGAGUCCAGAACAAAGCUAAAAAUAUUGUCAAGGCUAGAAAAAGUCACAGUAGAAGAAAGAAGAAGCAUCAUAAAUUUGCACAGAGGAAUGUAUCAGACACUGACUUCGUUCGGACAGAGAACCGGUUCAUGCAGAGUCAGUCUUCUAAAAAUGUACCUGCUGGGGCUAACAUGAUCAAGUUCUAG
Messenger RNA from Moneuplotes crassus, 6109 nucleotides. Lineage: Eukaryota; Ciliophora; Spirotrichea; Euplotida; Euplotidae. The record is from the annotation of a GenBank genome assembly.